Molecule: messenger RNA, 2055 nt
Organism: Papaver somniferum (opium poppy)
Lineage: Eukaryota; Viridiplantae; Streptophyta; Magnoliopsida; Ranunculales; Papaveraceae
Product: chaperone protein ClpC1, chloroplastic-like
Exons: 6
Coding region: 1-2055 (684 amino acids)
Biological process (GO): cellular response to heat
Cellular component (GO): cytoplasm
Molecular function (GO): ATP hydrolysis activity; ATP binding
Source: RefSeq, a predicted model, not a curated record
AUGGAGAGACUUGAGGCAAAUUCUAAGAUGGAUAAGCUCUUAAAAUAUGGCACAAACUUGACUACGCUUGCAAUGGAGGGGAAACUUGAUCCAGCUAUAGGAAGGAAGGACGAGAUAGAAAGAGUAAUGCAAAUUCUUUGCAAGCGUCGGAAGAACAACCCAUGCCUUAUUGGAGAUCCUGGUGUUGGUAAAACUGCCAUUGUAGAAGGUCUGGCUCUUCGUAUUGGAAACUCGGAGGAUAUUCCGCCAAAGCUCCAGGGUAAACAGGUUUUCUCGAUUGAUAUGGCACGACUUAUCGCUGGCACAACUUUACGCGGAGAAUUCGAAGAAAGGUUAAUAACGGUGAUUGAUGAAGUUAAGAGAAGUGAAGGAAAUGUAAUACUCUUUAUUGAUGAGCUUCACACAUUAAUUGGGGCAGGGGCGCAUACUCUUGAUGCUGCUAAUAUUCUGAAGCCCCCUCUUGCCAGGGGUGAACUUACGUGUAUUGGUGCAACUACGUUGCAAGAGUUCAAAAAGUACAUUGAAAAAGACCAGGCAUUGGAAAGGCGGUUCCAACAAGUUAAAGUAGAUGAACCAUCUGUUGAUGAUGCGAUAGAAAUUUUACAAGGUUUGCGCAAACGAUAUGAGAAUCAUCACAAUGUGCAGUACACGGAUGAAGCUCUGGUUGCAGCAGUUCAAUUGUCUCAUCGUUACAUCAGUGAUCGUUACCUCCCGGACAAGGCGAUAGAUUUGAUAGAUGAAGCUGCCUCGAGAGUUCAGCUUCUGCAGGAACAAGGCUCUCUACAAGUUUUGCAAGUGACAGAAGAUGACAUAAAACAUGCUGUAUCUUCUUUGACUGGCAUUCCUUUGGAAAAAGUCUCAAGCUUGGAAUCUGAACGCCUACUGAAUCUUGAGAAUAUAUUAUUAGAACGUGUGAUUGGCCAACAAGAAGCUGCGAAGGAUGUUGCGCGUGCCAUUCGCCGAGCUCGCACUGGCAUAAAUGACCCUAACCAACCCAUAGGAAGUUUCUUGUUUACUGGCCCAACUGGUGUAGGAAAGACUGAACUGGCAAAAGUAUUGGCCGCAGAGUAUUUUGGGGCGAAAGAAGCCAUGAUCAGGCUAGACAUGAGCGAGUAUUAUGCAAGACAUACUGUCGCGAAACUCAUUGGAGCACCUCCAGGGUACAUUGGAUUUGCUGAGGGUGGUCAGCUGACAGAAGCUGUCCGUCGGCGUCCACAUACCAUUGUUCUCUUUGAUGAGAUUGAGAAGGCUCAUGAAGAUGUUUUCACUAUCAUGCUUCAAAUUUUGGAUGAUGGACGAUUGACAGAUGGUGGAGGCCGCACUAUUGAUUUUAAAAACACACUAAUAAUAUUGACCUCUAAUGUUGGCAGUGAUGUGAUAAGCAGUGGAGAUUCUGAACAAACCAAGAUCAAAGUAGGUGAAGAGCUGAGAAAAAAGUUCCGGCCUGAGUUCCUAAACAGAUUAGAUGAAGUAGUUAUAUUUCAGCAUUUAACAAAGCCUGAAGUGAGAAAGAUUGUCGACUUACUGGUGGCAGAAGUUUCAGAUAGAUUGAAAGUCAAGAAAAUCAUACUAGAUGUUUCGAAAAAGUUCAAAGAAAUGAUAGCUGAAGAAGGUUACUCUCCCACAUAUGGUGCAAGGGCGUUGAAGAGGACGGUCGUGAGACUUCUGGAGGACAACUUAGCAGAUAAAAUGCUUACCGGAGAAAUUAAGGAGGGAGACUCAGUUUCUGUUAACUAUUUUGGAGAAGUGAUGAGAUGCAUGUACUUGUAUGCCGUGAAAUUGUUGUACGAGUAUAAUUUCCUCUCUUGCAAGUGCUAUCAGAAAACAAAAUCGGAAACAGCUUCGAGCAUCUUUCUCAUCCGGCAACUUUAUACGAAACUCUUUCAAAUCCGUCGUCCUGGCUGCUUAUUCCCAAAACCUGAGUAUUUAAACCAGCGCUUUAAUAGCGUGGCCCCUGGUAACCUUACACCUCCAAUGCCUAUUAGCUAUUGGGGCUCUUCGUUUACUGUGCGUUUUAUUGGGGCUCUUCGUUUUCUUUACUCAUUAGGAGCUUAG